Messenger RNA from Opisthocomus hoazin, 1707 nucleotides. The record is from RefSeq and is a predicted model, not a curated record. Lineage: Eukaryota; Metazoa; Chordata; Aves; Opisthocomiformes; Opisthocomidae.
GAAUUGUAUUGUUCUUUGCCCAACCCUAGGAAUGUCCGUUUUGAAUCUGUAAACAUGAAGAAUGUCCUUCACUGGUCAGCACCAGAAGGCGCAGGAGAUGGAGUACUGUACAAGGUGAAGUAUUCAGUAUAUGGUGUUGGCAAGUGGAUUAGAAAGCCAGAAUGCAGGAAUAUCAACAGAACGUGGUGUGACCUCUCCAGUGAGACCUCUGACUACGAAGAACAAUACUACGCGAGCGUUAAAGCCUUCCUAAAUGGGAUGUGCUCGGACUGGAUGGACACCGCGCGAUUCAACCCUCUUACAGAUACUAAAAUUGAUCCACCCAUGGUAAGUGUAUCUUCUACUGAGAAAUCUAUUUCAAUCAUUCUGACUGCUCCUGAGAAGUGGAAGAGAAAUCCUGAGGAAGAAUCCGUAUCUCUGCUUCAAGUGUAUCCUGGCCUGCAAUACAACGUGUCUGUCCUCAACAAAAAAACAAAGAAGCGGUGGUUCUUCACCGUCAGCAACAACACCUUGGUUGUGCCCCGGUUAGAAGCUGGAACAGCUUAUUGUGUCAGUGCACAGAUAUAUGUCACCACACCACUUCUGCACAGUGGGUUCUCAAAAGAAUAUUGCAUUGCUACUUUGAAAGAUAAAACGGCAGAUGAGACUGUAACAAUCGUAUUUGGAUGUGUUCUGCCUAUCAUGCUUGCUGUCCUUUUUAUUUCAAUGACGUGCUACUGUGUGCACAGGUAUAUUCACGUCAGAAAACAGAAACACCCAACAAACCUGGUAUGGCACUACACUGACAAAUGCAAGGAAAGGGUUUUCAUACCAUGUGAAAAAAUAGUAGUCAACCUUAUCACUGUUAACAUGGAUGAGUACAAGCCAUCUCAGGAAUCCAGUCAUUUAUCGGAAAGGAAAAACCCCCAUUAUUACACUGUUUACAGUGGCACCGAAGGGAAGGAUUUGCCCUCAAAAGAAGUGCUGGAAACAAAACACUUGCUUGAUAUUUCAAGUGAAGAGAUUUCACACGAAGGGGAUAUUUUAGCCAAAGGGGACCAAACUGGGAACUGGCCAUCUUAUGGCAAGCCUGGAACAAAGAAUAUUUUGAGACAGCAAAAUGCAGGUACCGUAGAGUAUGAACAUGAUAUAAGGGCUGAAGACUUCAGUCCUGGUCAGAAACUAGAAGAGCUCAGUUUGAAAGAGAAGACCUCUGUCCACAGGGGACUACUAGGUGAGCCACAGAUCGCUUUGGGGGACUUGAUUAAUAUGAAAACAGGACAUCCAUAUUGCCCCCAGCUAGAGGUGAAGGCAACAGACCCAUGUUUGGGACCGAAAACAGAGGAACUUGAUUUGAAGGUAGUUGAUGCAGCAGAUGAAUUGGCAGGUGAGACCCAUAUCAACUUGGUGGACUUGGAUACUGAAAAAUCUGGACAGACAUCCUGUCCUCAGCUGGAAAAAAUAGCACAGGGCCUAACGGAUAAAGAGGGUGGAGAGACCAUAUUAGUAGAUUGGGAUCCUGACACUGGAAGACUGUAUAUUCCUACCUUGUCCAGUGUUGAAAAUCAGAUGUGUGAAGGAGUAGUCAAGUGUGAUGAUCCUGACAAAGAGGGAAUUUUGUCCAGACUGUAUGAGAAAAAAGUAUCUGAUGAAUCAUCAGAGGACCAAGAAAUGUAUCUCCUGCAAUUCAAGGAACAAUGGGGACUUCAUGUAGAAAUGGAAGGCUGA